UGUACAGGGCUCUGUGUGGCUCCGAUGAGGACAGACAGCAGGAAGCAGAGAGGCCGGCAGGAGCCAGCCAGGAGGAUGCAGGCUUGUGCGGGGGCGCUGGUCAGCAAGCAUUAGCCAACCGUGUGCACGUGAAAAGGGCUGACUUACAAGAAUCUGCUCCUGAAAGCCCAGCCAGGCCCAGAGCCAACUUCCACUUUAUUCUGGAUGUUUUCACUUUUGGGGCAUCUUGUUCUGAGUCAAGAUUCCUCCUUCUGAACAUGGGACUUUCCAGAAGGACAACAGCUCCUUCCAUCCCUCCCCUUAGCUUGAGAUGUUCUGGAUUUGGGUUGUCAAGGGAGUCUGCCUGCCUCUUUGGAGAAGGAUGGCCAUGUGGUCCCUGUGGGCUCUGCUUCUGGAAGUUGCUGGUGCCCAAGUGCUGAGCAAAGUUGGGGACUCCGUGCUGCUGGUGGCAGAGCGCCCUCCUGGCUUCCACGUCCGCGAGGCCAUCUGGCAAUCUCUCUGGCCUUCGGAGGAGCUCCUGGCCAUGUUUUUUCAGGGCUCCCUGGAGACUCUAUACCACUCCCGCUUCCUGGGCCGAGCCCGGCUGCACAGCAACCUCAGCCUGGAGCUCGGGCCCCUGGAACCUGGAGACAGUGGCAACUUCUCUGUGCUGAUGGUGGACACGGGGGGUCGGGCCCAGACCCAGACUUUACAGCUCAAGGUAUAUGACACAGUGCCCAGGCCCGUGGUACACGUGUUCAUCGCUGUAGCAGGGGAUGCUCUGCCCCUCACCACCUGCCAGGUCUUCUUGUCCUGCUGGGCCCCCAACAUCAGUGAUGUAACCUAUAGCUGGAGACAGGAGGGGACAAUGGACUUAGGUAUGGAAGCACAUAGCCUCUUCACAGAUGGACAGGUGCUGAGCGUUUCACUGGGACCAGGAGAAAAGGAUGUGGCUUAUUCCUGUAUUGUCUCCAACCCUGUCAGCUGGGACUUGGCCACAGUCACCCCCUGGGAGAGCUGCCAUCGUGAGGCAGCACCAGGAAAGGCCUCCUACAAAGACGUGCUGCUGGUGGUGGUGCCGGUCUCGCUGCUCCUGACCCUGGCUGGUCUCUUCUCAGCCUGGCACUGGGGCCGCUGCUCAGGGAAAAAGAAGGAUCUCUGUGCUGACAGAGUGGCUCCAGAGACAGAGAACCCCCUUGUGUAGGAUCUGCCGUGAGGGACAAUGUAAGCAGAAGCCUGCAUCACCAAGAGCCCCACUGCGUAGGCACAUGACACUCUGGGACAGAGCUGGUGCCUGGAAGCCAUCAUCAUCCUCAGUCUUCCCCAGGACUCCAUCCUGCCUUCCAGGAGCAGCCUGGGUAGCUGUCACACUGGGAGGACAGAAAGCGCUGGCACAACCUUCCCCCUUUUCUCUCCCCGCUUUGCAUAUCCUGGCUCUUCUCUGGACAAGAUGGGCCAAACAGGAUGUUCCCUCAAGGACAAUGGAAGUUCUCCAGGCCCACAUUAACUGUCCAAGGCAUUCAUUCCGCGACCUCUUUUCAUAAAGUGUUAACCAGCUGGCACCAAAGGAUAGCCUCCAGCCCCGGUCCUGAGCUCUAACAGACAUUAGACAUUUGAGCUAACAGAGAAACUCUGAAUCACCCACCGCCAGCUCCAGCCCCAGCCCCUGUAACUUGAGAUCCAGAUGCUUCCGGAUGACCCAGGUGUUAUCAUAAGAAAAGGUCUAGAAAUGGGUGGAAGGUAAGAGGUAGGGGACAGGGGCUUCUGUGUCUGGCCUGGAAGACUUUCAGGUCAUCUGAGUUCAGAGCCCCUCACAGGUAAAUUGCAGUCAUACACAUCAAGGAUGGUUGACACCCCUUGGUUGAGGUGGGUGCCAUUUUGCAGGUAACAUCUUACUAAUAGCCAUCCUCCCCAUCUCCAGCGGCCCUCAUGCCUCCCGCAGGAUCUGGGGCUGGGAGUGGAGGUUCUCUCCUCACUCUCCAGCACAGUGACCAGGAGAAGAGAUUUCGAAUUUGCCCCAGCCAACAGGAAGUUCUAGCACAAUUUCAAGAAAAGCAGCUCAGCUCAGGAUGAGUCUUUCUGCCUGAGACUAAAGAGCUAGGAGAAGCUAUCCGGGAAAAUUAUGGAAGGAAAGGAUGCUGGGGUAUUCUGGCACCUUUAUCUCCACUUGUUUUCAGAUGCAAAUGCAGAAGAUCCACCCAAGCUCAAGGGGAGUGGACAAAGACCCCACUGCUCAAUGGGAGGAUUGUGAUGGUUACUUUGACAUAUAGGAUGGAAGUUAUUAUUGUGGCCAUCUUUAGAAAAUAUAAUACAUUCUGCCACUGAGUGAUUCUGUCUAGAAAAGCUCUUUGGGGUAUCACCACUGGAAAAAACUUGAUGAGCUAAACUUAUCCUCAGGGAUCAGUCAUUGAUAAGGUUCAUGGUUACUGUCACCCAGGUGUACAUGGAUUUUUUUCUAGGCUCCCACUUAAGUCUUGAUAAUAGAGAGAAAGGAGAUACUGAAGAAACAAGGGUUUUGAAGUACUGUUUUCCAAGGGUGGCUUCAAUCUCUCCACCUAGGAUGUCAGUCCUGUCCAAGGACCUUCCCUCGUCUCCCCAGUUCCUGGACAGUCACUUCACCUUGGACAAAUGAUCAGCACAAGUGGCCUCCAGAUUCCCAUCACUGCUCCUCCGCUCGACUGCUCCCAGGCUUUCCCUGCCUGGCACUGCUCAGAGGCCCUGAUGGCCCUGGCUUUACCUAGUCCUCCUUUCUCCCUUUCCUGUACCCACUUCUCUCCUAUCACCUUCCCCCAAGUCCACCUGAACAGUACACAUGGCCACCCGACCUGGCAGCUUGUGCCAUCCUCACCUGCCACCUAGAGGCAUUGCUCAUGUCUGGUCACUGAAUCAUGCAAAACUGGCCUCAGUCCCUAAAAAGGACAUGAAAAAGAAAGCCCAGGAUCUAGCAAUGUGCCGGGAUGGUUCUGUGGGGAGAACACACAUGCCACUCCCCACCUUUCUUCCCCUUGUCUCCAGGGCCCACCUCGGAUCAGAGCAGCUCUGGAUGAGGUGGGACUCAAGGUUCUCCCUUCACAAGGUGAGUCUUAGCCACCUCGUUUAGACAGUGGUUUUAUCGUGUGGUGCACCAGGGCCUUUCUGAACAAAUCCAUGCUGCUCAAAUAAACUAAGGUUCCCAACCUCAAUGACUCACUUGUCAACUAGUGGACUAAUUAACCCUCCACCAAAAAACACAAAGUACUCCCGUGAGACCAAUUUUUGUGCUAAUAAGUAUUGAGAUUGAUGCUGUAAAAGUCACACCAUGACAAAUAUUGACUGAGGGCUCAGCAUGUGCUGGGUACACUUCAAGGCACUAGAGAAUCAGUAGUGAACAAAGCCAAGUCCUUGCCUUUGUGGAGUUUGUGUUCUAGAUAAUAUAAAUAAACAAGUGAGUAUA
This is a messenger RNA of Lemur catta (Ring-tailed lemur), 3412 nucleotides long. RefSeq names its product SLAM family member 8 (gene SLAMF8). Gene Ontology annotation, molecular function: signaling receptor activity. The transcript is spliced from 5 exons. NCBI's taxonomy places the organism in Eukaryota, Metazoa, Chordata, Mammalia, Primates, Lemuridae. The record is from RefSeq and is a predicted model, not a curated record. Bases 311 to 1183 code for a protein of 290 amino acids. Gene Ontology annotation, biological process: leukocyte chemotaxis involved in inflammatory response; regulation of B cell differentiation.